Messenger RNA from Geosmithia morbida, 1890 nucleotides. Its product is annotated as UDPglucose 6-dehydrogenase. Bases 1 to 1890 code for a protein of 629 amino acids. Lineage: Eukaryota; Fungi; Ascomycota; Sordariomycetes; Hypocreales; Bionectriaceae. The record is from RefSeq and is a predicted model, not a curated record. Gene Ontology annotation, cellular component: nucleus; cytosol. Gene Ontology annotation, molecular function: UDP-glucose 6-dehydrogenase activity; NAD binding. Gene Ontology annotation, biological process: polysaccharide biosynthetic process; glycosaminoglycan biosynthetic process. The transcript is spliced from 3 exons.
AUGCCGUCUGUCCCCGAGUCCGUCGUCGACUCGGUCAAGAGCCUCGGGCUCAAUGGAUCUGCCAGCACGGUGAAUGAAGGUGCUGGCGACGUCAUCGUCAAGAACAUCUGCUGCGUUGGAGCUGGUUACGUCGGCGGCCCUACUGCUUCCGUCGUCGCCUACCAGAACCCCCACAUCAGGGUCACCGUCGUCGAUCGCGACGAGACGAGGAUCCGUCGCUGGAACUCCCAGCACCCUCCCAUCUACGAGCCGGGCCUGCGCGACAUCGUGCGCAUCGCCCGUGACGGAGGUCGCAGGACCGCCUUCUCCAGCGACCCCGACGACCCCGAUGCCGCCGACCUGACAAUCGCCGAGCGUCCCGCCAACCUCUUCUUCACCACCGACGUCGCCAAGAGCAUCAGCGAGGCCGACAUCGUCCUCGUCGCCGUCAACACCCCUACAAAGUACCGCGGCGUCGGUGCCGGCAGCGCGACCGACAUGACCGCCUUCGAGGCCGUCACCAGCGUCGUCGCUCAGUAUGCCCGUGAGGGUGCCAUCAUCGUCGAGAAGAGCACCGUCCCCUGCCGGACAGCCCAGCUCGUCGCCGACACUCUCUCCAUGCACCGCCCUGGUGUCCACUUUGAGAUCCUCUCCAACCCCGAGUUCCUCGCUGCCGGUACGGCCGUCAACGAUCUGGUGUACCCCGACCGUAUCCUGAUCGGAUCAGCGCCCACGCCCUCGGGCAAGAAGGCCGCCGAGGCCCUCGUCGGCGUCUACGCGGCCUGGGUGCCUCGCGACCGCAUCCUGACCACCAACGUCUGGUCGUCCGAGCUGGCCAAGCUCGUCGCCAACUCCAUGCUCGCCCAGCGCAUCUCGAGCAUCAACUCCAUCUCGGCCCUGUGCGAGCAGACAGGUGCUGACGUCGACGAGGUCUCCAAGGCCGUCGGCGUGGACCCGCGUAUCGGCAACAAGUUCCUGGUGGCCGGCAUCGGAUUCGGCGGCAGCUGCUUCAAGAAGGACGUCCUCAACCUCGUCUACCUGGCCGACACCAUGGGCCUGCCCGAGGUCGGCGAGUACUGGCGCCAGGUGGUCAAGAUGAACGAGUACGCGCGCGACCGCUUCACGAACCGCAUCAUCAAGUGCCUCAACAACACGCUGGUGGGCAAGAAGGUCACCAUCCUGGGCUUUGCCUUCAAGAAGAACACGUCGGACACGCGCGAGGCCCCCGCCCUCGAGAUGAUCAAGACCCUGCUCGAGGAGAGGCCGCGCGAGAUCGCCGUCUUCGAUCCCUGCUGCAACCCCCUCGUGAUCAAGGACGAGAUCAGGCUCCUCCUCGGCCCCGUCGCCCAGCUGGACAACAUCUCCGUCUACGGAAACGCCCUCGACGCCUGCAAGGGCAGCACCGCCGUCGUCAUCGCCACCGAGUUUGACGAGUUCCGCAACCAGCCCCCUCCCCCUCCCGCCGCCGGCGCCGCCGUCGACUCCGCCGCCAAGACGAUCGGCCGCAAGCCCAACCCCAAGGUCGACCCUCGUCCCUUCGGCUCCCUCGCUGCCGCUGCCGCUGCCGGUGCCGCUCCCUCGCCCAACGACAUACUCGCCCUGCACAAGUAUCUCGUCCAGAAGGCCGAGGUGGCCGUCGACGACCCUCUCGACCGCUACAACCCCGAGCCCGCGUGCGAGCAGGACUGCCCCGACUGCAUCCAGAACCGCGCCUCCAAGGAGACCGGCUUCGCUACCGGGAUGGGCAGCGCCGAGGAGUACAAGCCCAAGGAGCGCAUCGACUGGGUCCGGAUUGCCGAGUCCAUGGCCAAGCCCCGCUGGGUCUUUGACGGUCGCGGUGUCAUCGACUCUCGUGAGAUGGUCAAGCUGGGCGUUCGCGUCGAGAGCGUCGGUCGCCAGCACCGGUUCUGA